Molecule: messenger RNA, 3594 nt
Organism: Hypoxylon fragiforme
Lineage: Eukaryota; Fungi; Ascomycota; Sordariomycetes; Xylariales; Hypoxylaceae
Exons: 6
Coding region: 326-3172 (948 amino acids)
Source: RefSeq, a predicted model, not a curated record
AUCUGUAGAUGUACGUACUACAUAGAUGUAUGACAUGUAGGUAAUAGGUAUUCAAUAAUGCAAGUCAACUUGACGUUCUUCGUUCUUCAAAAACAUCAAUCCAUCUUUUCCCUCUUCUUUUCAAUAAUACUUACUAUUAUUGGAUAUCAUUAGUUAUGCUACGCCGCCACUAUAGGACCCGACUUUGCGAAUCAUCUGCGCGGCCACAUCUCACACCCUGGUACAAAUCCUAGUUCUCCACCGUGCUGAUUAUUUCGUCGCUGAUCCUGCUCUGUGGCUGCUCGGCAGAGGAGCAGGGAAAGGAAACGUGCUGCAAAUUAGAGCAAUGGAGCAAGCUUCCCGGCAAUCUCAUGCAGAUUCAUCCGACGAGAACUUUUUUGCUCUACCAUCUACAUUUUCUCCUUGGCACAACGCCGAGCAAGCUGGCCUCAAGAUGGAUUUAUCUCAUUCAGAACCUCAGGCGGCAUUAACCGGAGCUAAGGAGCCUCACCAAGAAGAGCACCUUCCACCGGCGCAGGAAGAAGAGCCAAUCGCCAUGUCCUCGUCGUCACCGGAGAGCUCUGAUCUCAGCCCUGCUCCGGCGAUAGCGGUUCACGAAACCGAUCAAGAGGAGGAGGAACUUGUGCUAAGGCCAACAGAGUACGGCGUAGGACCUAGAAAUGAAGUAGUCAUCUCUGCCGGUGAACCAGCCACGCCUUCCCAACAAAAGCGGGUCAUUCCGCGACGGACGAGAUUCAAGGAGAUGUUAUUGAGCCGCUCUCCCAAGCGGAACGGGUCAACCUCGCUAGGCGGCGGCGGUAAUAGCUACAAUCCCAUCGGAGAGGAUCCUCCGUCUGCAUCAGAGAAUAUUCCCAUGGAGCCGAUAGACAAGUCGCCCCCAAUUACGGAACAGAGACGUGACAUUCAAUACGAUACUGAUGAGAGUGACAUUGAUAUUGAUAAACUUGCCGCUAGAUAUGAACGACCGCCUCUGGACUGUCAUUCCAGGCGAGAUGUAUACAUCAAGCAUCGCAGUUGGACAUACAUUGUUCUGGCAGUUCUGUCCGUCUACUCCACCCUGAUGAGCGGUUUAUGGCUCGUCGUCGCCAUCUAUCAGCCGCGUUACGGGCGUGGGAUAUCUUCCAGUGAAGAUGGAAAGAUGGGGCCUUCAACGGCCACACUGAUGUGCACGCUAAUCGCCAAGACCAUUGAAGUGUCUUUCGUGACAGUCUUCGUCGCUUUCAUCGGCCAGGUUCUGACACGGAGAGCAUUUGUGAGAAAGGCCAAGGGUAUAACGAUAGCCGAGAUGACCAUGAGGAAUUGGGUAAUUCAACCCGGCUCCUUAUUGACGUACUGGGAGGGGAUUCCGUACGCCGCCACAACCCUCUUGGGUCUUUUUACACUAGCCGCUACUAUCUGUGCUAUGUUUUACACCACAGCAUCCGAUGCCAUGGUGAGCCCCAAGCUCAAAAUGGGAGCGUGGGAGUCGCGGUCCCUAGAAGGACUAGUCAAAGCCUCCUACGCCAACCCAUAUUACGUGCAAGAUUCUUGCUCGACCCCGAUUGAUCUGAAAAUGGACGUGAAAAACUCGAAGGCUUCUUGUUUGGCUGUUCAAUACUCAGGCCAGUCCUAUCAAAAUCUUCUUACUUUCAUGAAGCAAUGGCAAUAUAUCCACGACAACGGGACCUCCAGGUUUGACCAGCUGGAAAAGAGGCCCGUGGGGCAGCACAUUCUGUUCGACAACACGACAUUAAUGUCGUCCUGGAUCGAGCGCGAAUAUGGAGACCCCAAGACCGCUUUCAUAGAACAUGACAGGAUCGUAAACAACGUUACAUUAGCAAUGCCACACCCAGGCGUCUACUCGGCGGCUAUGGAUUCACGCAAUGACAUCCUGCAGCCCGACGAGCUCGCGGGCGUUGGCGAGUACUCGAUCCGCGCCAGUGUGUCGUCGCCAGUGGUCAAUGUCAUGUGCGUCAACAUGAACCGCAAGGAGCUGGCGCCGCUGGUGUACACAACCUGGCCCGGUGCGCGAAACACAUACACCAACAUCCCUGACCAGAAAAUUGGCGAGGCGGACUGGAUGAAGGAUGUCCCAGCCCCAAGCGAGGAUGAGUGGCUCAACAGAACCGUGGUCGACGAUAUAUUUCGAUGGGGGUCCAAGUACUACCGUCGGCCCCCUGUGUUCCAAUUGUACCCCAUUGAUUACAACAUGAUCACUAACACCUCGGUCGCGAAUGAUAGCUCAAUCUACAUCCUCGCCAAAUCUGGCUCAGUCGAGGACUACACACUUUGCGAGCUCCGGUCGUGGAUCACGCCCAAGUGCUCGACGAUAUUCGAUGUCUCUGGCACCUCGGGAGCCAGCAUGCGUUCCCAUUGUGAAGACCCCGACGACGAGGAUUCGUAUAUGCAGGCAUCGGGAAAUGACGAUGUCAACGACCCCCCGCUACCAUCCAUCGAUUGGAAAAACUCAGCCGACUCCUGGCGCCUCUCAAUGGACCUGAACGGCGGCACGCAGAACAACAACGCGAGCAACUCGCGCAUCAUGACACACUUCAUCCUCGGCGAAGCCGCGCUGAACCCUCUCCUCCCCUCCAUGGCCGAAACCCUCGCCGUCCUCGCCUCCUCGACCCUCGUCGCCGGCGCCCUCACCUCGACCUUCCGCGUGCUUUGGACGUACUACCCGCUCGUGUCGAUGGAGCCGGGCGUGUACGAGGCGUUCCACGUGUCGAUGCGCACGCAGCAGUACACGUCGACGCACGUCGAGUCGUGGCAGUUCGUCUUCUACUUCGUGCUGGGCACGGUCUUCGCCAUCAACCUCUCCUGCCUGCUGUACUACAGCUUCUUCCGCCCGGGGCUCGUGACCGACUACACGGAGCCGCAGAACCUGUUCACGGCGGCGAUCAACUCGCCGCCGAGCGCCGCGCUCGCCGGCAGCUGCGGCCACGGCCCCGACUCCGCCGAGAUGGUCGUCCCCUGGCGCGUCGCGUACUCGGCCGCGGCCAACCAUUACUUCUUCGAGGAGGCGACCGAGGCAAAGAGGGUCACGGCUGUCGCGGCGACGCUCGCCCGCCCCUUCAGCGAGUACAGUCUUGCGAGCAGGGCGAGCGGCUCGGAGCUGCUGUCGCCGGGGCGGCAUCUUUCGACGAAUUACCACAACUACAAGCGGCUUAGUUCGAGCAAGACCUGGCUGUGAGGUGUAAGAAGGGUUUCGUUUUCUUUUUGUGUGUAUUUAUCCUGGAUCAUGCCGUUAAUCAUUAAUCUUUUCACAUCUCAUGAUUAAUCUUUGUUUCCUUUUCUUCGGCUUUGAUUAUGUAUAGGUAUCCUACUUUACAUAUAUCAUUUUACCUCAGCAUAGCAGUGGCGUCUUUGUGGGAAAUUGGGGGGGGGGCAGGGGGUUUGGGUUAAAUUACCUUUCCAGGUACCAAGGUUUUGGUAUCUAGGUAUACAUACAAGAUACCAUCAUGGAAGAGACAGAGUAGAGUUUUCAUACUACUGUACCUAUAUCUCGAGCUAGAUUUGGUUUGUGGAUCAUCGUUGUAUAUUACCAUGUACAUUCACUUCAGUUCAUAUCAAGAUCGGGGGAGAAAAAGGGGAAGAGGGGAGAGAGGGCGGCGG